Messenger RNA from Ruditapes philippinarum (Manila clam), 5040 nucleotides. RefSeq lists its product as uncharacterized. The record is from RefSeq and is a predicted model, not a curated record. NCBI's taxonomy places the organism in Eukaryota, Metazoa, Mollusca, Bivalvia, Venerida, Veneridae. The coding region runs from base 64 to 3906 and encodes 1280 amino acids. Gene Ontology annotation, cellular component: signaling receptor complex. Gene Ontology annotation, biological process: positive regulation of kinase activity; protein phosphorylation; cell surface receptor protein tyrosine kinase signaling pathway. Gene Ontology annotation, molecular function: ATP binding; transmembrane receptor protein tyrosine kinase activity; protein binding. The transcript has 28 exons.
GUAUAUAAGUAUCUAGAUCGCAAAAAGAAAAGCAUUAGAGGGCGGAAGUGUAGAGAAGGCAAAAUGAUUUGGAACAGUUUUGGAAUAAAUUUCAGUGUUUUAGUGGUCUGUUUGUUAAUAACGGUGGGGAACGCACAAAAUUGGAGAGGAAACACGGAGCCUUAUAAAGUAUGGCAGUCGGACACAUGUAGAAGAUGUAUUUGCCGAUAUGGAGGUUAUUGUGCCCAGUGGAGAUAUUUCACUUGCAAUACUCUUGUGACUAAACUAAGGUGUUUAAGAGGAUGGAGACAUAGAGGGGAUUAUAACUGUAAUAUCCCAAUAUGUAGGCCAAACUGUGGAUUGGUCGGAGAGUGUGUCGCCCCUGGUAAAUGUGACUGCAAAGGACUGGCAAUAGGUCAAUAUUGUCAAGAGCUGAUAUGUUCUUAUCAGAGACCAUGUUACCCAGGAAACUGUUAUUCUAAUAACAGAUGUAACUGUACCAGUGGAUUCACAAAAGAAAGUUCGGCGUCGGAAUACGGCUGUUUAAAAAUUGACACAAAUAACAAACCGUACAUUGGUAAAUCAACAAGUGUCAUAGAACACACUAGAAAGACGGAUAAAAAAUUCCUUUUCUACUUCUUGUUGGACGGCACGGAUGAGACAAUGCGCAAUCUUAUUGUUUGGAGUAAUCAAAGGGUGUUUAACAUCAUGCGUUUCACAUUCGAGGUUAGCUACGAGCCACCUGAGCCUCUGGCUGAAAGACCGGUGUAUGUUCAUGAGACAAAAGUUGGUAUUACAGAAGGGAAAGUUUUACUUCGAGUUCUAGAUUACAAAAAUGAUGAGCAUCCUACACAAAAGUACGACAUCAACUGUCCUUCAUCAAAUCCGUUAAAUCCACAACAAUUGUUUAAUUGUACGAUAGAGAAUGCAGAAUUCAAAACUCUGAUAGAACAUGCAGACACGUUAAAAGUUACUUUUGUAGCUACAAAUGGAGGUUAUCGACAGAUGACUUAUGAAAACAUUCUACGACCCGAGGAAAAAUUCACAGGACAGACUAGUAGAAAAAAUGUCUAUUUCAAAUUUGAUUUCCAAGCCCCGAAACACUGCACUGAAGAUGAUAUUGGCGGAUAUACUUUUACUGACUGUGUUAAUUCAACAAUGUUGCACGUCCCUGAAGAAUUUACUAAAGAACCAAUCAGAGUUCGCUGGAAGGGCUGGACAGACGACAAGUAUGGAUCACAAAUGUGGAUGUACUAUUUAGAGCUUCACAAACUUGUUGUAAAAGAUGCUACACUAGAACUCACUGAACUUAACCCAAUCAAACCUAUGGCCAGAAAUCAAACGUUACACAUGGGUAAUACGUCACACUACCAGACGUUUACUCCUCUGGAACCAGGAAUGUAUAGUAUCUUAUUGGAAGUCAGGGAUAUUGCCAACAAUUCACGGAUAGCUCGACGGUUUGUCCUGUAUGAUAAAGAGUCAGACGUAGAGUUGAAUCAGAAAAGUCCUAACGGAUUGCACGUGUCGUCUGCUGAAAACCACACUGGCUUCAAAUGGCAGUCUGCCGGAAGUGAAGGAGAAAUUACGGACAUUGUAGUCAACUGGACUGGAUAUUUCAUGAACAAAGCUCACGAGGAAGGUCAUUACAAUAAUGAAAUACAGACUUUUAAACCACAAUUUGAAGAUUUAGAAGAUGAUGGUAUUCUUUACACGAGAAAGUUUGUAAAUGCAUCACUCGAUGAUAUGGAAGGGGAGAGAACUCGUGAUCCUAUCGCUAACAUUCACGGUAUUGUGAAAUUUGAAUACCAGUAUACCAGGGACAUUGGUUCACAAAUACCUGGAGCAGUCUGGACGAAAGUUGAGCCAAUUAGUGAAACGACCACAAUACGAGAGCAGAUGAGUAGCGGCGACCAGUUAAAGAUAAGGGUUCGAGCUUAUGAUGUCCUUGGCAACACAAAGAUGGACUCGACCAUCGUGACAACAGACUUUACUAAACCCAUUACUUCAAGUGCUGACGAUAACACUACCACACAUAUUGUGCAAAAUACUAACGUCAAACCCUUCAACUAUUCAAGCAGCGUGUUCCUAGAAGCGUAUGAUACUGAAAGUGGCGUCCGUGAUAUAGGUGUUAACAUAACAAUCAUGAUGCAAGGUGUGUCUAACAUUUCUGUCAGUAAAAUGGUCAAGGCAAACACAGACGAUAAAAGACACCCGGACAGAGAUAGUGAGUGCGUGACGUCAAGAGACAAGACAACCUGCUUUUUAAAGAAACAAACUGUGAACAUAGACAAUUGUUGGCUGACGGUACCAAACCAAGCGUUACUGUCGUCUGCUAGUGCCAUAAUAGAUGUUAUUGCCUAUAACCAAGCCAUGCUACCCAGCAGUGUCAGAUUUACGAUUCCAGAAAUAACUGCAUUAGAUGGUCUUGUAAGCUAUAAUGGACCUGAGUCAGCACGAGUGGAAAACGUGAAAACCGGAAGUUUCCGAAUAGUUUGGGACUUUCCGACAAAAUUGUCCUGCUAUGCUAUACAAACUUCAAUUAUUUUAGUGCUGUUCAAGAAGUCGUCAAACGGGGAUAUUGAAUUAGUUACCCAUGUAAUUCCUGGUUCAAACACAUAUUUUGACGUGGCCAACCUAGACUCUGAUACAGAAUAUUUACUUGAUUUCAUAUCACAAAUAGGUGAUAAGAAAAAUCCACCAAUGAAGCUUACGGCCAGGACGUCUAAAGAGCCGGAAACUGGUCUGAGUGUUGGAGUCGUGGUCGGCAUAGCUGUAGGUGUACUAUGUAUUGUUGCCCUGGUGAUUGUUAUCUUUAUAUUCCUCGUUCGGAGAGGUUAUGUGCAUCCCCAAGAAAGAGCCCGCCGGGUAAAAAGGGCAGUUACUAGGAAAUACAGACAAACCGUAUAUGGGGAGUCGGACACGAUCAACCAUCGCCAUCCAACCGGUGUCUCGAAUGAGGCAUACGAUGCUGAGAAAUUUGGCAGUCCAUAUGACAAUCGGAAGACAAUGAGUGAGCACGAGGAGCUGUACCUUUAUGGAGGGAUGGACAUUAACAUGCCGGAAGUAGAACAUAUUGAUAGAAACGAUAUCUCGUUUGAAGGUAUUAUAAAGGACGGCCAUUUUGCAAGAAUCUACAAAGCCACAUGGAGGACAAGCCGAGGAGAAAACACAGUUGUCGCCAAAACAUUAAAAGAUAAGUUCACACCAAAUGAUGAAAUGUUGAUGAGAGCCAAGAUCAACUUCACCGGUACAGUGGUUGGUAGCCAUCCCAACGUCUUGAAAUUCCUAGGAGCUGUUGUUGGCGAUGAACAAAUGGGUCCAUUUAUUGUGUAUGAGUACUGUGAGAAUGGUACAUUAAAAGACUAUCUUGUACAAAACAAGAACAACGUUACCAUCGAGUUACAAGAACACCUGUAUAGAUUCGGUCUUGAUGUCGCAAAGGGAAUGGAAUAUUUGGCUAGUAAAGGGAUCGUUCAUAGACGUCUUGCUGCAAGAAACAUUUUACUGACUUUCUUAAACGAGAUCAAGAUUAGUGGAUUUGGACCGCAGCCCGACGAAUCUUCUGAUGGUGACUCGGAAAAACAGGAGCGUAUUCCAAUAAAAUGGGUAGCCCCAGAAUGUAUGACGUCAACAAAGGACGCCACAGAAAGAAGUGACAUAUGGUCGUAUGCUGUCGUGCUAUGGGAAAUAUUUACUUUAGGCGAAACGCCAUAUGCAAAGAUGAGGAGCCGUCAACUUCCGGUAAGCCUCAAGAAAGGCGAGCGUCUACCUAAACCCGAGCAGUGUGAUGACACCUGGUAUGGCGUUAUGAAGAGAUGUUGGGAGUAUGACCCGCACAACAGACCACUGUUUGUAGACGUGAGAUCUGAGCUGGAUGAAAUGUUUGUGGCGUCCCCUGGUGACGAUUACUACUACUACAAACGUUAAAUUUUGUAUAUAAAAAACUAUUCCGUGUAUUGGAUAUAUGUGCAAAUAUUACAAAUUGAAUGAUUCAAGGAGAGAUAAAAAUUGCAUUUCAAAGACCUUAUGUUAAACUCUGAAAUAUCUUGCUGGGAAUAAAAACAGACUUUUGUCACCAGAAAAGGGUCAUAACUACACAUACAUCCGAUUAUAAAUUUAAAAAAAAAAACCAAGAACUUUGGUAUAUUUGAAUAACACAAGGCAAAAGUUUACAUCUUGUUUUUGUUUUGUUUUUUCAAAGAUAUAAACAUGUAUUUUUUACUCUAAUCAACCAGGUAGAUCUAUUAUAUGAACUUUUGAUAAUAUUUUUGUUACAUUUUUUUUUAAAUGGCAUAAUGUGAAUUAUUGCUAAUUUUGUAAAACGUUGAAAGCUGCAUAACUCCAGAUAAACCAAAAUAUUUCAAGAAAAUCAACUUUGAGAAAAGACUUCUAAAUUUGAAGUUUAGCAACAAUAUUCCAGAUAAAGUUAUGAUUUACAUGUUAUGUGCAAUUAUUGACUGAUUUUGAAGUGUUCUUCUGCGUAACUAACGCAGUAAGGGCUUUUUUGUAUAUAUUGAAAACGUGUACUGUAAGUGAUCUUUGUAAUGUUAAAAUUACUUUUUUUGUUUGCUAAACAAUAAUUUACCAAUUAGCAUGAAUCUGGAGGCAUGCAGCUUUAAGAUUAUUUACAUCUAGACUAAAUUAUUUCAUUCAUUCACUUGACAUUUUUUUUACUAUUUACAAACACUUUCAGAUUUCUCAUUACUUGUAUAGCAUUAAUUUGUUACUUGAAAGCUAUUAUUUCAUACAACAAUGACUGGGGAUAUUAGAUUAAUGUAUUGUCUGCCCAUCUCUUUGUGAAAUACAGUACACGUAUUUUAUUCAUUAUAAUGAGGAUAAGAUCAAGUCGUUGAAAUGCGUCCCCUGGCUUAUUUUAAAGACCCUGUAACACAAUUUUUCAUAUGGUUUUAUAUCAUAAAUCUAAUGCUCAAAUGAAGAUUUAUCAAUAUUGUAAGUUUCAAAAAGCAUUAUUUGUAAACAUAUUACCCAAUUAAACAUUUUAUGUAAAUAAAGGGAGGUAAUUAGAAAUUAAUUUUCGAUAUAAGUCUACGCCAAUUUUUU